AUGUCGGCACUUUUGAAGCUUGAAUCUUCAACUGCUGUCCCCAAACGAAAUGUGGCCCGUUCUACCUCCUCUACUGGACCAUCAAUGACUGUUGUUGGAUUAUUACCUCGUAUUCGUUCAUCUAAUCGUAUGAAGGAACUGGCCAUGGUUCCAAACCGGACGGCAGUCAGUCCGCCACCAUCAAAUGGUGGAAUGACGCCAUUGGAUAAAUCAUUUGGUCAAUUAGAAUAUCGUUUUCAAGCAGCUCAUUGGAAAGUGUAUGGAGCUAAAAGCUUGAUAAGUGACAAGGAAGCUUCGGUUUUUGUAUUUGAACGGAAAAAUAAUGUUAAAGCUCCGCCACGUAUUGGACGUGUCAACAAGUUUGCUUUGGCCGACUUGCUUAAAUAUGAAGUAACACAAUUAUGUCAAUUGGCUCAUCCACGCAUUCUACACUCACUGCAUGCAUUGGAAGAUAACAAAGAUAUGAUGGCAUUUGCUACAGAGCCCAUCCAUACUACAUUGGAGAACAUAGUCAUAGAAGAAGGAAUUGAAUGUUUGGAAAUGAAAUUGGGCAUUCUACAGAUCAUCGACGGCUUGGCAUUUUUGCACAAUUCAGCAAAAAUACUUCAUGGAAACUUAACGCCUGCGGCAAUUUAUGUUACAUGUUCAAGACAAUGGAAAAUAGCCGGCUUAUCGUUUGCUGUUGCUGCUCGUGAACCUAAUGUUUACCCGUGUUAUCCGUGGACAAAAAAGCUUCCGGCGAGCUUACAACCGGAUCUCGAUUUUCUGGCUCCAGAAUAUUUACGAUCAAAUCAGACGCACGUAACAUCUGCUGCUGAUGUAUUUUCAUUGGGAUUAGUAAUAUGUUGGAUAUAUGCAGGAGGCAAGCGAUUGAUCGAUGCUAAAAACAAUCUGGAUACUCAUGCUAUCAUAGUUGAUCAGCUUGAUGCAGCCUUAACAUGUAUAGCUGAUGAACUAGGAACGAAUUUACGGGAAUCAAUGCAAUUAGUGUUAAGCCAAGAUGUUCGCUCACGUCCCACAGUUCAAUUACUAGCUUUGAUUCCACAUUUUAAUGAUCCAGCUCUAUCAGCUUUACGUCAGCUCGAUGAUAUAGGACAAGUAUUUGAUCCAUCGAAUGUCGUUCAUUUCCUUUCACAUACAUUCGUUGCAGCUUUACCAAACAUUCCGGAAAAUUUAUGGUUUUCAAGAGCUUUAUCACGACUAAAUGAUCAAUUUUAUGAACGACCAGAGUUUUAUCCGUCAGUUGCUAAGCCGCUUUUUUAUAUUUUGGAACAUUGUGAAAGUCAUAAUUUUCAUAAAUUACGUCCAUGGAUGAGAAAGAUUGUUGACCACGCCCAAGGACAGAAAUCUUCUCUUCGGCCAGUUGUUCUUGAAAACAUGAGUUCCAUGUUUCGUCGUCUCUCCGAUGAGAAAGUAGAAGACAAAUGUAUGGAUAUCAUUGUGCAUUCGCUCAAAUCAGACGAUACAAGUCUACAGGCGACAACCAUUCGUUCACUACCACAUGUAACAGAAUUUCUUCCGUUAACUUUCAUUUGUCGACGUCUGAUGCCAGCCAUAAUGUGUCUUCCACCAUAUCUGCACGAUAAUGUUCCGCGUCAAUUGGAUUUAUUAGUGUCGUUAGUCUCAAUAUCUGAUCGAUGUGAUGCUGCAGCUUUACAUGAUCUCCUUCAAUGUGUUUCUCUAUGUAAUUCUCAACAUCAUGCCAUUGUACAUGCCAAAUCACGUCUAAUUCAACGAAUCGUCACAAGAGAUCCUGUGCGUUUACGUGAUCCCCAGCAAAUUUGUAUUCAUUUACUUAAUCCAUUAUGUAUUGGACUUUCACAGAAAGAACUUACAUCUGCACAAUUUGAUGAUGUCAUGUCAAGUGUUCGGAUACUUUUAGAUAUUGUUGAGCAAAUACGGUAUGAGGAAGAUGAUCGUCAUGCUCUUCAUAAUCAAUUGGGACAAGGACGACUCGGAAGCCGUUUAGUCUCAAUGUCGAGCACUAAUCUACCUCGAGUUAUGAUUAGUGCAGCUCGACCAUCUUUCAGUAGUGAUUCAAGGAAUUCCUUCAGGAAAAUGUCAUUCCUCUCUGCUGAUGGACGAUUAGAAGAUCGCGGUCGUCGAGAAUCUCGUGAUAGUCGUGGGUCGCUGGAAAGUGACAUGAGUAUUAGAAUAGGCGGAAGUGAUAUUUCUGAUGAUUCUGCUCACUCUGGUGCUUCGGCUCGAGGACGUCGACAAUCAUGGCUGGAUAAUUAUGGACACAGUGUAUCGCUAGAGCAACAGACAACAUCAUCAGCUUUGUUGGAAACAUCAACAGCGGCUGCUAAUGCUUUGACCAGACAAUUAGAAAGAAAUACUAGUUCGAAACGUAUCGGUCCUUCCGGCGGAGGAACAAGUAGAUGUAGUGAAAGACGUGCCCGGACACGAUCUCCCAACGGAGAUCUUGACGGACGUCACACGCCUGCCAGACCCAACAGCUUCACGAACUUAGGACAUAACCUCGUAUUAACGUAUCGCACAUUAUGGAAUACAAAAGAAAAUAAAGAAGCAAAAGAAGCGACUGGAAACGGAACAGCCACCGCCACAGUUUUGCCUGUAAUGACAACACUGAACCCUUGA
This is a messenger RNA of Auanema sp. JU1783, 2601 nucleotides long. The record is from the annotation of a GenBank genome assembly. Lineage: Eukaryota; Metazoa; Nematoda; Chromadorea; Rhabditida; Rhabditidae.